AUGCCGAAAGGAACAGAAGCUGAACCCCAAAGCCCGUCCGCGGAAUCCUGCCCCGUCGACCAUGCUACGCGGGAAGCAUGGCUGAAGUCCAAUAAACAAUCUCCUCACCCGUUCCCCGGCGCGACAACCGCAGCCAAAGAGGCCAGCCUUGCCGGUCAAGGGAACAGCAAAGAUUCUGGUGCCAUCGACCAACCCCAAUCCCCGGCUCCCGCCAGAGGACUCUUCUCAAGAUUCAUGUCUCCCAACCCCCCUCCCCCGUCAGAAGCGCCAAAAUCCCUCGGUGUUGACCGCGAAAUAUCCACUAUCCCGCGCGCAUCACCAGUCAACAAUGAAGUCGGGUCAAAGCCCGCCAACAGCGAGAAGGAGAGCGGUGUUAGCGAGAGUGGGAAUUGGAUAUAUCCGUCUGAGAAGAUGUUCUUCGAUGCGAUGAAGCGAAAGGGGUAUGGUGCUGAGGCGAAGGAUAUGAGGACUAUCGUGCCCAUCCAUAAUGCGGUUAAUGAACGGGCGUGGAAGGAGAUUAAGGAGUGGGAACGGCCUUGGGGGAGUGAGGAGAAGUAUGUCACUGUCGUUUGA
Messenger RNA from Venustampulla echinocandica, 573 nucleotides. RefSeq lists its product as uncharacterized. Gene Ontology annotation, cellular component: mitochondrion. Gene Ontology annotation, molecular function: holocytochrome-c synthase activity. Lineage: Eukaryota; Fungi; Ascomycota; Leotiomycetes; Helotiales; Pleuroascaceae. Bases 1 to 573 code for a protein of 190 amino acids. Gene Ontology annotation, biological process: cytochrome c-heme linkage. The transcript has a single exon. The record is from RefSeq and is a predicted model, not a curated record.